This is a messenger RNA of Drosophila suzukii, 731 nucleotides long. RefSeq lists its product as uncharacterized. The record is from RefSeq and is a predicted model, not a curated record. NCBI's taxonomy places the organism in Eukaryota, Metazoa, Arthropoda, Insecta, Diptera, Drosophilidae.
GGUCCGCCCCACUCCCAGCUGCUUAUUUAUGCAAAUUAAUUAGUGGCCACUGUUUGCUCUACCAAUUGGCAUAUUGGGGCGCCCAACUAUAAAAAACCCCAAAGACUCUAAAGCCCCAGCACUGUUUUUCGGCGGUUCUAGUAGGGGAAUCAUGGUUUUGCCCACUGGUUAGUGGUUCACACCUAAUCAUCGUCAUAGUUUGUACUCCGAAGGUCGCUGGCCUGAGCAUUAAAAACCAGGUGAUUUCGGGUAAGGUAACUCAAAUCGUUAUUGGACACUCAGCCAAGAUGAGGUGCGAUCUGCGAGUGCAAUUUUUGCUGUUACUGGGAAUUAGCGCUUGGAGCUGGACUGGAGCUCAUUCGCUGGGAGGAGGUGCUAUUGGAGCCGUUGGAGGAGUAGGAGCUAUUGGUGGUGUAGGAGCCAUUGGAGGAGUUCAGCAAGUGCCCGUGGUGCAGCAAGUUCCCAUUGUCCAGCAAGUGCCCAUCGUGCAACAGGUGCCCGUAAUCCAACAGCAACCGCAGGCUCUGGGACUCGCAGGAGGAGGUGGAUUUAUUGGUGGUGGCAUCGGAGGAGGUGCCGGAUUUGGGCACUACAAGGAGAGCUAUCGAGUGCGAGCCAGGGGAUUCGGCGGUGGAUACCGCGCCCGGUACGACAAGAAGUUCGGUGGAGGAUUCGCCGGACUCGGAGCUGCUGCGGGUGCGGGCGCAGCGGGUGGCGGUUUGCUGGGAUAG